Molecule: messenger RNA, 675 nt
Organism: Meloidogyne enterolobii
Lineage: Eukaryota; Metazoa; Nematoda; Chromadorea; Rhabditida; Meloidogynidae
Source: the annotation of a GenBank genome assembly
AUGGAUGGCCAAAAAGUUUGUUGUGGAUUUGAUAAAAAAAUAAAUGGUUAUUUGCCUGAUGGAAAAAAAGAAGAUUCUAGUCUUCGAAAAAGGCCAAAAGGGAGUAAAUUAAUUUGUAAAAAUGCAAUAACAAUUCCAAUUUCAAAUGGAAAUAUUGUCCCAAAAUGCCCACCAAAACUUUUUUAUGAUUCAAAUAAAGAUAAAUGUUGUAGAUAUCAAAAAAAUAAAAAUAAAUUAAGAAAAGAUUAUUCAAAAUGUAAAGAUUUAUCAGCCCCAGGAAAACCUUCAGAUUGUCCAGCAAAUAAACAUAGAUGUAAUGAAACUAUUUGGUAUAAAUUAAUGACUAAACAAUGCCCUAAAACUUGUGACAGAUGUGAAGAAUAUAUUAAAUUAAAUGUAUCUCGAGAUGUUGGAGGUAAAGGAAAGAAAAGAUUUUUUGGGGGAAAAUUAUUUUUUAAAGUUUGUCGAGACGGAAUUGGCCCAAAUGGAGUAAGUGAAUGCCCACAAAAUAAACAUCGUUGUGAAGAUAAAAUUUGGAAAGAUUUUAUGAAAAAAGAAUGUCGUGAAACAUGUGGAUAUUGUGGAAAAAGUUUAAAAAAGAAAGGAAAAAAAAGAAGAAGGAAAAGUAAUAAAAACACAACAACUACUACAACAAUAAUUACAACAACAACAUAA